UAAUGUUAUUUAUUUACUUCCGGUAAAAAGAAAUCAUGAAGAGCACUGGACAUAAAUUAGAACUUGGACCCCCAGUUGAACCUUUACAUGAUCUUAUCAGUUCAGAGCGGUACAUAGACUCUUUAGAGAGACGACUAAACAAAGUUAAAGGAAAUCAGGCAAAGGAGCCAACUGCCAAAGAAAUGCUUUCAGCCCUUGAAAAAACGAAAGAAGGCCAAAUGCAUCAGUUAUUGGAUAGUAAUACUCAACAUUCAUCUUCACAAGAUCCAUGUUUAGAUGGUGCAGUUGUUAAUAAAACGCAUACUGGAAAACAACAAAACUUAGAAGAAAUAGUAGCUCUUAUUUAUCAAGAUGCUUUAUCAAAAGACAAAGAAGACACCGAAACAGACAAAGGAUGAUACUUUGGCCCUUCGUGUAUUUUUUUCAAUGGUUUAUUUUAGGAUAAAUAUGAUAAAUAUGAUAAAUGAUUAUGUAUGAACGUGACAAGGUAGAAAUGU
This is a messenger RNA of Mytilus trossulus (common blue mussel), 497 nucleotides long. RefSeq lists its product as uncharacterized. The record is from RefSeq and is a predicted model, not a curated record. Lineage: Eukaryota; Metazoa; Mollusca; Bivalvia; Mytilida; Mytilidae. Bases 36 to 398 code for a protein of 120 amino acids. Gene Ontology annotation, biological process: cilium organization. The transcript has 2 exons.